Molecule: messenger RNA, 1959 nt
Organism: Melozone crissalis (California towhee)
Lineage: Eukaryota; Metazoa; Chordata; Aves; Passeriformes; Passerellidae
Gene: PLCZ1
Product: phospholipase C zeta 1
Exons: 13
Coding region: 1-1959 (652 amino acids)
Biological process (GO): lipid metabolic process; intracellular signal transduction; positive regulation of cytosolic calcium ion concentration involved in egg activation
Cellular component (GO): nucleus
Molecular function (GO): phosphatidylinositol-4,5-bisphosphate phospholipase C activity
Source: RefSeq, a predicted model, not a curated record
AUGGCCUGGGGCAGCCAGUCCCAUCAGCCAGGAAUCUUCCUUAACUUCACGUCUCAUACAUGGUUUUGGAAUCUCAUUCAGAAUGAUUUCAAGAGUGGGAAUAUUGAUUUAGAUGGUUGCAUUAGGCUUCUUGAAAAAAUGCAAAUAAAUUUUGAUGAAUAUCAUUUAAAACAUAUUUUCAAGAAAACCAUUGACAAACACUCAGGAGAUAUAAUUAGCAUGGACGACUUCAGAGCAAUUUAUCGAGCUCUUGUACACAGACCUGAAUUUGAAGAACUAUUCAAGGCUUAUUCAAUAGAUGGCAACAUUCUACCUGAAGGCCAGCUCCUGAAAUUUCUUGCAAAAGAACAAUUUCAAACUGAAGCUAAUGAAACAACUGUCUUAGAAAUUAUUCUGAAGUAUGAACCCAUUGAUGAAGUGAGGAAGAGAAGGCAGAUGUCAUUUGAAGGAUUUAUAAGGUACAUGAACUCAGACGAAUGUUCAAUAUUUAAAAUCCAGCACAGGAGCGUCUAUCAAGACAUGACCCAGCCAUUGUGUGACUAUUUUAUUUCAUCUUCUCACAACACCUACUUGAUAGCUGACCAACUAAUGGGACCCAGUCAUUUAUGGGGAUAUACCAGUGCUCUCUUAAAAGGAUGUCGUUGCCUGGAGAUUGACUGCUGGGAUGGCCACAACAAUGAACCUAUUGUGUACCAUGGUCACACUUUAACAAGCAAAAUCCCAUUUCGUUCUGUAAUUCAUGUGAUUGAGAAGUAUGCAUUUAUGUCAUCUGCCUAUCCACUUGUACUGUCUUUGGAGAACCACUGCAGCCCUAAACAGCAGGAAGUGAUGGCAUUCUGCUUGAAAAGUAUUCUAGGUGACAAACUUCUUUCUUCCCCACUUGGUGGUGAGGUAGAUAUGACACGACUGCCUUCUCCUGAGGAAUUAAAAUUCAAAGUUCUGAUAAAAAAUAAGAAAGUUGGAACGCUUGAGCAAAGCAUGCUCAGGAUGGAGGAGGAGUAUGGUGGUGAGGCAGAGGAAGUGUCUGACUCUGACGUUCCCUCUGAUGAUGAUGACGCAGAAGUCGUGCCUCCUGGAGGACCCAGGAGUCCUACCAAAAGAAAAGGAGAUCGUAGAUCUUCACCUCCACCUCAAAAAAAAAGCAAGGUGCAGAAGACAAAGAUUGCCCUUGCAUUGUCAGACCUUGUGGUUUAUACAAAAUCUCAGAAGUUUGUGGGCUUUGAGCAUUCCAUGCAGUUUCAGAAGUGCUGGGAAAAUAAUUCCAUUGGAGAGUCUCGAGCACGAAAACUUGCAAGAGUUUCAGCUAGCCAGUUUAUUGCACAUACUACAAGAUUUAUUACAAGAAUUUACCCCAAGGGAUCAAGAAUGAAAUCUUCAAAUUAUAAUCCUCAAGAGUUCUGGAAUAUAGGGUGUCAAAUGGUGGCCCUAAACUUCCAAACACCGGGCCCAUUCAUGGAAUUGCAAGAUGGAAAAUUCCUGGACAAUGGUGGUUGUGGCUAUGUGCUGAAACCUGCAUUCCUGAGGGAUCGCAAUACCACAUUCACACCCCGAAAUGUGGGAGCACACAGCAAACCAAUGUCUCUGUCAAUAAGGCUGAUCAGUGGCCAUCAGUUACCACCCAGUGCCAUGUCAAAGACCAACAAAGCUGACCCCACAGUGCAGAUAGAAAUCUAUGGUGUGCCAGAGGAUCAAGCCAAAAAGAGAUCUAGUGUUAUAAAAAGCAAUGCUUUGUGCCCUAGAUGGAAUGAAACCUUCUCUUUCAACAUCCAAGUUCCAGAGCUGGCAAUGAUACGCUUCUGUGUGGAGGAUGAGGUGUCUCUGGUCAACAAGGACUUCCUUGGCCAAUACACUUUACCUGUGAUGAGCCUGAAUACAGGUUAUCGUAACAUUCCGCUGCUAUCCAAAGAUGGAACCAAGCUGGAAUCUGCAUCGCUGUUUGCUCAUGUUUGGUUCUAUUAG